Molecule: messenger RNA, 916 nt
Organism: Candidula unifasciata
Lineage: Eukaryota; Metazoa; Mollusca; Gastropoda; Stylommatophora; Geomitridae
Source: the annotation of a GenBank genome assembly
GUUUGGUCUCCGGGGCAAGUCUUCCUUAAAGGAUUUCUCCAUAAACUACGAUGAUCUUCACCUUGGCGAGCUGAGCCGACAAGGUCGUCGGUGCAAAUUAUACAAAGGGCGCUAUCAUGGUGACGUCAUUGUUCAUGUAUUCGGAAAGCUGAGACAGAAGGACAAAGACGCCUUUUGGGCCAAUCUGAACAAACUGUGCCGGAUUCGGCACGAGAAUAUUAUUCUGUUCAUGGCAGCAUGUACUAGUCAGCCCAACCUAGCAGUGGUGACCUGCAACCCACAGAGUAAAUCCUUGUUCGAACUGAUUCAUGUUCAGAAGGAGAAGACAACAAUUCAUACAAAAGUGGCCAUUCUUAGACAGAUCGCUUUGGGGAUGGGUUACCUUCACGCUAAGGAUAUUGUGCUCAGAAAACUGAACACCAAAAACGUCUUCAUUGGUCACAAAGUCAAGGUCAGUGCAAUGGACUUUGGCUUUCCGGAAGUUGCUACUGACAGGCCUAAUUAUGGAAGUAUUCCUCGGGGUCACCUCACUUACAUCGCUCCAGAAAUUAUGUGCACGAUUCGUAUCAUUCCGCCAAGGCUGGUUCCAUUCUCGGCCUACUCUCCAGAGACCGACGUGUUUGCCUUUGGGACCAUCAUGUACGAAGUUUUCGCUGGACGCUUUCCUUUCCACGAAAUGAUACCAGAAAAGAUUAUCUGGCAAAUCAGUGCUGGACACAGACAGGGUCUACACUCGUUGAAGUGCAGUACCGCAAUUAAGACCCUCAUCGAGGAUUGUUGGGCCCACGAACCACUCUACAGACCAGAGUUCAGAGAACUUUGCAAGGAUCUACAGCGACAUUCACCACAACAUAAAAAGCACAGUUCCUCAGAGCCUGAGAGAUUAAAUAAGGCCGCAGACCUGCUAGACUCAUGA